AUGCAUUACUGCGCACGACCCGAUCAUCGCCUCGUCCGCCACAAUAACCAGCGAGAACAUGGCAACAGGAGGAGGGCUGAAAGAUCCUCGCAGCAGCCCAGCAACGAGAAGAGACAGACGUUCCAUAUCCAUUCAAAGCUCAUCUCCAGCCACUCGCCAUUCUUUGCUGCGGCUUCCGACAGUUCAGACUGGAAGGAAGGUUUUCAACGAUCGGACAAACUGCCGGACGACUCACCAGAGGCCAUGCAGGCUUACGUUGAAGGGCUUUAUACCGACCGAUUUUGCUGCAUGAGCGACAUGGGAAAGACUAGACAGGAUCGUGGAUGCCUACAUCAUGGCGGCUCGAUCUUGCAAGAUUGGGUCAAGAAGAGCUCCUCCAAUGGCUUGAUUGUCGGUAUCGCCUACGCAAGUACCCCGGCAAACUCGCCACUCCGAAGACUUCUGGUAGAUAUGUAUGCUGCGGAAGUAAUCCACGACCUAUUCGCCAACGCAACGUCGGACAGCUACCCGCCAGACUUUCUCUUGGAUCUCAUACGAAAGCUGCUUCCAGGUGAUACUGAGACCGCCAAUGCCAAUCAGGGAAUCCCAGGGUCUACACGUACCUACCAUCACCACAGCGCGGAUGAGGUGCGUGGUGGACAAGCCGGGUAAUGACGUAGUGGCAGCAGCGUUUCGCGGCACGAAACCUGGCUUGCCCUCGCGCUGUAUGUAAGCGAAUAGUGGCACAAAGCAUUGCAGUCGUCAGGAGACGCAUGCUUCAAAGCGAAUAAUAGUGAAAGCGGAUGUUAGGUCAGAGCAAACCAUGUUCAAUCCGAUAGAGGAGCGUUAGCGUACCACCAAAAGUUCUUUGCGGACACUCACGUGCGGCAUGAAUGAGGCAACCUCAGCUUUCCGUCACUUCACUAGCUCAGGGCUCGGAGUAGCUGACUGCCUAGAUCGCGAGCCUCU
Molecule: messenger RNA, 948 nt
Organism: Baudoinia panamericana UAMH 10762
Lineage: Eukaryota; Fungi; Ascomycota; Dothideomycetes; Mycosphaerellales; Teratosphaeriaceae
Exons: 3
Coding region: 1-651 (216 amino acids)
Source: RefSeq, a predicted model, not a curated record